This is a messenger RNA of Trypanosoma conorhini, 1338 nucleotides long. RefSeq names its product oxidoreductase (with NAD(+) or NADP(+) as acceptor). Gene Ontology annotation, biological process: glycerol-3-phosphate catabolic process. Lineage: Eukaryota; Euglenozoa; Kinetoplastea; Trypanosomatida; Trypanosomatidae. The transcript has a single exon. Gene Ontology annotation, molecular function: oxidoreductase activity, acting on the CH-OH group of donors, NAD or NADP as acceptor; NAD binding. The record is from RefSeq and is a predicted model, not a curated record. Bases 1 to 1338 code for a protein of 445 amino acids.
AUGACGUCCAGGCUUUUGAUACUCGGCGCUGGUGAGCUCGGCACGGCGUGCGCGCUGUCUCUGCUGGCGAACAUGGGAAGCAGGGGUGCGCAGGCGGGGGCCGUCGUCACCAUGUGCGCCCGCGACAAGGAUUACUUGCAGGAGCUGCAACUCGGCUCAAAAACGUUUCGGUUGUUUGACCGAAGCAUCCACGUUCCAUCGGAGAUGUCCUUUCAGGUCAUGGGUGAGGAGCCGGCAGAGAAGCCUACGCACUGCAAGGCGUCCUUCCUCUGUCUACCUGUCUCUUGCUUCGCGGAAGCAAAGGGCGCCACACCGCAUGAGGAGACGCCAGCUUGUGUACGUGAGUGCCUCAUAAGGAAUGCGAAUGCGCCGCUAUUUGUUUUUGUUCGAGGGUUUUCACGGGAGGGGCUAACGCCAGUGGAGGAAAUAAACCGCGUUAUUCGUCCUCAGCCCUCGAGGGUGGUCGUCGUCUCGGGUCCGUUGUUUGCAAGGGAGUGGGCUGCAGCCUCGCUGCCUGAGAACAGUACCACCACCGCCGCCACCAGCGGCAGCAGCAGCAGCAGCAGCAGCCAUGCUAGUAAUAGCAAUAGCGGGGUCUCGCUUGCAUUUGCCAUGGCUGAUGAGACUGAGGCAGAGACGCUACAAGCAAUGCGGGAUCUAUCACAGCGACUAUGGCACCGCGAGAGCGUCACGUGGUUAACCGAGCCGAACGCUGCGGGGAUUCUUUCCUUUGUCAACGGCUGUUUCCCGUUGUGUUGCAUGGGAGCUGGAAUGGUGAGCAGCGAGUACCCCGCCUCCGUUUCGGCAAUGAUGUCCUACAUGCAGCAUGCCAUCGGUGCAACGGAAGAGCUUGUGAACCAGGCCUUCUCCCGUCCACACGGCACACCUUUGCCUGCGUGUGCGACGGCCACCCUUGCGAUGGCGUGCACGAAUCAUGCCUCACGAGAGUUCAUUUUUGGGCGACGCCUGAACUAUCAUUUUCGUCAUCGUGACGCCAUUCGCGCUGUCUUUCCGGGAAACUCACAUGCGUCGUUGGACGCGACGGUGGCAGGGAUUCACACACUCUUGAAGCGGCUGUCCUUCUCGUCGCCGUUCUAUGAGGUGUUGAUGGAUGCAUUUCUGACGGUUCUGCGGGCGUCCGUGGCGGGGCGUGGUCUCGUGAAGACGGGGUUUUACGACUACCGUGACCACGCCUGCAUGGAGGAUGCCCCGCUGCUUCAGCAUGCACUGGCGGUGGAUGCCGCAAUGCUCUCGGGCGAUGAAACGAGCUUCAAUAGAGCUCGUGAGGCGCUGGCCAUGGCGUUCAGCAAUCCCGUGGCACCCUCGUCAGGGUUGUGA